AUGAGUGGACGGGCCCGUGUGAGGGCACGAGGCAUCAGCACUGGCCACAGUGCCGGGGAAGUGGGGCGGGCCCCAGGAGACCUCAUGGUCACAUCUGCCAGUCCUGGGGACAGCGAGGCUGGCGGUGGGACAAGUGUCAUUUCACAGCCAAAUGAGCUCGGUGUCUCUUCUGGUGAUGCUGAACGUACGUUCGUGGAAGGAAGAGGCAAAGGCAGACGGGACUUCGUCGAUUUGGCUGUCUGUACCAGGGAGAAGUUGACCCAUGUAAAAGAGUCUAAAACAGGUUCUAGUGGAAUACCUGUGCAGCUGGCUACGAAUCUCUUUAAUUUAGAUAUUCCUGAGAAUUGGGAACUGUACCAGUACCAUGUCACAUACAGCCCAGACUUAGCCUCUAGGAGGCUGAGGGUCGCUUUGCUUUAUAACCACAGCACACUUUCAGACAAGGCAAAAGCAUUUGAUGGUGCCAGCCUCUUCCUCUCAGAAAAGCUGGACCAAAAGGUCACAGAACUGACAUGUGAAACUCAAAGAGGUGAGACUGUAAAGAUAACUCUCACCCUAACAAGCAAGCUGUUCCCAAACUCCCCCGUGUACAUUCAGUUCUUCAAUGUCAUCUUCAGAAAGAUCUUUAAAAAGUUGAGUAUGUACCAAAUUGGACGGAACUUCUACAAGCCUUCAGAACCAGUGGAGAUCCCCCAGUACAAAUUGUCCCUGUGGCCUGGGUUUGCCAUUUCUGUGUCCCACUUUGAAAGCAAACUCCUGUUCAAUGCUGACGUGAACUACAAAGUCCUCCGCAAUGAGACUGUUCUGGAGUUCAUGACCGAUCUCUGCCUCAGAACUGGCAUGUCUUGCUUCACUGAGAUGUGCCACAAACAGCUGGUGGGGCUCAUUGUCCUUACCAGAUACAACAACAAAACAUACCGUAUCGAUGACAUUGACUGGUCCGUGAAGCCCACACAUGCCUUUCAGAAGCGGGAUGGCUCGGAGAUCACGUAUGUGGAUUACUACAAGCAGCAAUAUGAUAUCACCUUAUCUGACCUAAAUCAGCCAGUGCUUGUUAGCCUGUUGAAAAGAAAGAGAAAUGAUAACUCUGAGCCUCAGAUGGUCCACUUGAUCCCGGAGCUCUGCUUCCUCACAGGCCUGACCAGCCAAGCAACCUCAGAUUUCCGCCUGAUGAAGGCAGUCGCUGAAGAAACCCGGCUCAGUCCUGUGGGAAGGCAGCAGCAACUGGCCAGACUUGUAGAUGACAUCCAGAGGAACCAAGUGGCUCGGUUUGAGCUUGAGACCUGGGGAUUGCAUUUUGGAAGCCAGCUAUCCCUGACUGGCCGGGUUGUUCCCUCGGAAAAAAUCCUGCUGCAGGACCACACAUGUCAACCUGCAUUUGCUGCUGAUUGGUCCAAAGAUAUGCGAUCUUGCAGAGUUUUGAGUUCUCAGCCUUUGAAUAGAUGGUUGAUCGUGUGCUGUAACAGGGCUGAGCACUUGAUUGAAGCCUUUCUGGGCUGUCUGAGGAGAGUUGGAGAUUCCAUGGGAUUUAAUGUGAGCUACCCAAAAAUCAUAAAAGUGGACGAAAACCCGGCAGCAUUCCUUCGAGCCAUCCAGCUGCACGUCGACCCUGAUGUUCAGUUGGUGAUGUGCAUUCUGCCUUCUAAUCAGAAGAACUAUUAUGACUCCAUUAAAAAGUAUCUGAGCUCUGACUGCCCAGUCCCAAGCCAGUGUGUGCUGACCCGGACCUUGAAUAAGCAGGGAAUGAUGCUGAGUGUGGCCACCAAGAUCGCCAUGCAGAUGACCUGCAAACUUGGCGGCGAGCUGUGGGCUGUGGAGAUUCCAUUGAAGUCCCUGAUGGUCGUGGGCAUUGAUGUCUGCAGAGACGCCCUCAGCAAGGAUGUGGUGGUCGUUGGGUUUGUAGCCAGCAUCAACUCCAGGAUCACCAGGUGGUUUUCCCGCUGUGUCCUUCAGAGGACGGCAGCUGACAUUGCAGAUUGCCUAAAAGUCUGCAUGACUGGUGCUCUCAACAAGUGGUACAAAUACAACCAUGAUUUGCCGGCGCGGAUAGUCGCAUACCGGGAUGGUGUGGGCAAUGGCCAGCUAAAGGCAGUUCUGGAAUAUGAAGUCCCACAGCUGCUGAGCAGUGUGACGGAGUGUGGCUCAGAUGCCAGGAGCUGCAGACUGUCCGUGGUUGUGGUCAGGAAGAGAUGCCUGCUGCGCCUCUUUGCUGCGACCAGCCACACUGUGCAGAACCCCCCACUUGGCACUGUUGUGGACUCAGAAGCAACACGUCCAGAGUGGUAUGACUUCUACUUGGUCAGCCAGACUGCUAACCGGGGGACUGUUAGUCCCACCUACUAUAACGUCAUCUAUGACGACAAUGCCUUGAAGCCUGACCACAUGCAGCGACUGACCUUCAAACUGUGCCACCUCUACUACAACUGGCAGGGCAUAAUCAGUGUCCCUGCACCUUGUCAGUAUGCACACAAGCUGACCUUCCUGGUGGCACAAAGCAUCCACAAGGAACCAAGUCUGGAAUUAGCCAAUAAUCUGUUCUACCUGUGA
Arvicanthis niloticus (Nile rat) is the source of this 2547-nucleotide messenger RNA. The record is from RefSeq and is a predicted model, not a curated record. NCBI's taxonomy places the organism in Eukaryota, Metazoa, Chordata, Mammalia, Rodentia, Muridae.